AUUCACUCUAAGCAGACGCAAAACGUGUACCUUUAUCUCUUCUCCGCUGACGGAGAGCUGAAUCACAUGAAGAGGAUAGCAAAGGCAGAAAAGUUAGCAGGUGCGUGCCACGGGGACGACGUGUUCUACCUGUUCCGGUCCUCUCUGUUCGACGUCGCCGCCGAGCCCACAUCAGCAGAAAGCAAAACCAUUGCGAACCUGACAAAGCUGUGGACCAACUUCGCCAAAACAGGAAACCCAACGCCGGACAAAGGGGGCGACCUGGGCGUGACGUGGCCGGCUUUCAGCGAGCGCGCGCCGUCCUACCUGCGCAUCGACAACAGCGGCCUCAGCGUGGCCAAGGAGCUCUUCGGCGAGCGCAUGGCCUUCUGGGACAGGCUGUACGAACGCCUCAGCAAGUAGGCGCUACCACCGAAAAUAACUUCCGGCGCUGUUAAUGUGCGUGCACAGCCGCAUUCCCUGUGAUGCUGUGGGUUUUGGUCCGCCGACAGCUCUUAAUAAGAGAAAACAAUGUCAGUGACCUAGAUGA
Messenger RNA from Schistocerca americana (American grasshopper), 529 nucleotides. RefSeq names its product acetylcholinesterase-like. Bases 67 to 402 code for a protein of 111 amino acids. NCBI's taxonomy places the organism in Eukaryota, Metazoa, Arthropoda, Insecta, Orthoptera, Acrididae. The record is from RefSeq and is a predicted model, not a curated record. The transcript has 3 exons.